Messenger RNA from Capsicum annuum, 5317 nucleotides. Its product is annotated as putative late blight resistance protein homolog R1A-3. The record is from RefSeq and is a predicted model, not a curated record. Gene Ontology annotation, molecular function: ADP binding. Lineage: Eukaryota; Viridiplantae; Streptophyta; Magnoliopsida; Solanales; Solanaceae. Gene Ontology annotation, biological process: defense response to other organism.
UAUUUAUAUGUGCAAAAUCAUUCGUUUUCUACUAUGAAAUUAAUUUUAUGCUUCUUUCUUUUUUCACCUGAUAAAAUUUUAUUUACUUUUUAUACAUCAGAUCCCAAGAAUUUGGCUUGUGAAACUUGAAAGACACUUACAGUCAUAAAAAAACAAGGAGAAAUAGAGAAAGGGAAAACAAACAAUUUUGAGGUGUCAUUUUCUGCUCUUCGCAAGGAUGUUGUCAACAUUCUGGAUUUUAUGGAGAGGUUAAAGAAUGAAGAAGAUCAAAAUGUUGUGGACGUGUAUCUAAUUGAAAGGCUGAGACUUGAGCUUGCAUUUAUUUGUACCUACGUCCAACUUUCUUACUCCGAUUUGGAGCAGUUUGAAGUUGUAAUGACUGCCCAAAGACAACGUAUUGAAGAACUGCUUCGAUCAAUUUUGUAUGAUGCAGACUCCAGCGCAGGGUUUAAGUUCGACAUGCAUCAUGUCCUUCCUCGCUUCCUGGAAAAUAUUGAUGACUGUAUCAACUCAUGUCAUCAUUCUACGUCAAGUACCACCAUGACUGAGGAGCAGUUGAACUUCCUUCUCGUGAAUCUCCUUCAUCUAUCCAAGCAUCAGUAUCUCGAAGAACAGAUGCCUUCAUCAGCGUCUCAAUAUGAGAUUCUUCAGAAUAUGUGUGGCAAUGUGGGAGAUUUCCAUGGUUUGAUACUGAAUGGUUGCGUUAAGCAUGAUAAUGUUGAAUACGUUUUACCUCAGUUUCAACGUAUGGCUGAGAGAGUUGGACUCUUCCUUUGGGAUGAACUAAUUCUAGAAAACUCUAGUGUCUUCAAGCUAGCUCAUCUACUCAUGAAGAUUUUCCCAAUUGAACUCGAGGUUAUGAGCGUAUGCUUUACAAAUUUGAAAGCAUCAACUUCAGCGGAAGUUGGAUGCUUCGUUAAGCAGCUCCUAGAAGCCUCUCCAGACAUUCUUAGAGAAUAUCUGAUUCAUCUACAAGAGCACAUGGUAACUGUUAUUAUCGCAAGCACUUCAGGGGCUCGAAACAUUCAUGUCAUGAUAGAGUUCCUAUUGAUUAUUCUUACUGAUAUGCCCAAGGACUUUAUUCAUCAUGACAAAUUAUUUUAUCUUUUGGCACGUGUUGGAGCACUUAUCAGGGAGGUAUCAACUCUCAUUCACAACUUAGAAGAAAAAUCAAGGAAUGAAGAGAGUACCGAUGAAAGAAGUCGUGCAACUCUAGAUUUUAUUGAAGAAAAACUUGAACUCCUCAAGGAAGAUCUCGAACAUGUUUAUCUGAAAGCCCCAGACCCAUGUCAAUGGGGCUUCCCAAUGACUGAUGGACCACUCUUUGUGCAUCUGCUACACAGACACUUAGCUAAUUUGCUAGAUUCCAAUGCUUAUUCAAUUUCAUUGAUAAAGAAAGAAAUUGUAGUGUUGAAAGAAGACAUAGAAUUCAUAAGUUCGUUCUUCAUGAAUGCUGAGAAAGGAUUGUAUAAAGAUCUAUGGGCACAUGUUUUAGAUGUGGCAUACGAGACAAGAGAUGUCAUUGAUUCAAUUAUUAUUCGAGAUAAUUGCCUCUUACAUCUUGUUUUCUCACUUCCCAUUACCAUAAAAAAGAUCAAACUUAUCAAAGAAGAAGUCUCAAAUUUACUUGAGAACUUUCCCAAGAACAGGAGCCUCAUUGUUGUGCACUCUCCCAAGAAGCCAGUUGAGAGCAAGUCAUUGACAGCCGGUAAAAUAAUUGUAGGUUUUGUGGAUGAGACAGACUGGAUUAUAAGGAAGCUCACCAGUGGACCAGCAGCUCUAGAUGUCAUUUCGAUCAUUGGAAUGCCGGGUUCGGGUAAAACUACUUUGGCAUACAAAGUAUACAAUGAUAAGUCAGUUUGUAGUCAUUUCGACGUUCGUGCAUGGUGCACAGUUGACCAGGAAUAUGACGAGAAGAAGUUGUUGGUGAGGCUUUUUAAUCAAGUUACUGGCUCGGAUUUGAAGUUCAGUGAGAAUAUUGAUAUUGCCGAUAAGCUACGGAAACAACUGUAUGGAAAGAGGUACCUAAUUGUGUUAGAUGAUGUGUGGGAUAUUGACACAUGGGAUGAGCUAACAAGACCUUUCCCUGAAGUUGUGAAAGGAAGUAGAAUUAUUUUGACAACUCGACAAAAGGAAGUGGCUUUACAUGGAAAGGGCAGCACUGAUCCUCUUAACCUUCGAUUGCUAAAUCCAGAAGAAAGUUGGGAGUUAUUAGAGAAAACGGCAUUUGGAGAACAAAGUUGCCCUGAUGAACUAUUAGAUGUUGGUAAAGAAAUAGCCCAAAAUUGUAAGGGACUUCCGCUGGUUGCUGAUCUGAUUGCUGGAGUCAUCCUAGGUUUGGAAAAGGAAAAGACUGUUUGGCUUGAAGUUCGGAAUAAUUUGAGGUCCUUUAUUUUGAAUAGUGAAGUUGAUGUGAUGAAGGUUAUAGAAUUAAGCUAUGACCGUUUACCACAUCACCUGAAGCCAUGCUUAAUUUACCUUGCAUCUUUUCCUAAGGACACAACAAUUGACAAAGAUGUGUUGAAAAUGUAUUGGCGCGCUGAAGGGCUUGUUGACCAGAUAGAGAUGAAGAGUGUGAAAGAAGUAAUGGAGGUUUAUUUCGAUAAUUUAAUUUCCAGUAGCUUGGUAAUUACUUUGAAUGAGAUUGGUAAAUGCCCGACUUGCCAAAUUCAUGAUCUUGUGCACGACUUUUGUUUUAUAAAAGCUAGAGAGGAAAAGUUGUUUGUCCGGAUAAAUUCAAGUGAUGCAUCCUCUUCUUCAGAUUUGAUGCCACGCAUAGUAAACAUUGAUUAUAAAAAGAAGCACUUUGAGCUUAACAAUUUCGUCCUGUGUAGUUCAAAAAUGAAAAGGCAUUCAGGUAAACACCUCUAUUCUUUGAGGAUAACUGGAGACGAGAUGGAAGAUCUUAUUUUUGAUAUAUGUCACCUAAGACACUUGAGGCUUCUUAGAGUGUUGUUCCUGCGAAGCUCUUUUAUGAUGGUGAAAGAUUCUUUGUUGAAUGAAAUAUGCUUGUUGAAUCAUUUGAGGUUCUUAUACAUUGGGACAAAAGUUAAAUCUCUGCCAUCUUUCUCAAACCUCUGGAAUCUAAAAACCCUGAACGUUGAAAACAAAGGAUCAACCAUGGUACUAUUACCGAGUAUUUGGGAUCUUGUAAAGUUGCGAUUGUUGUCCAUGAGUGCUGGUUCUUUCUUUGAUUUGGAUACAGAUGAACCAAUACUGAUAGCAGAAGACUCAAAGCUAGAGAACUUGAGAUUUUUAGGGAAACUUGUGCUUUCUUAUUCGAAAGAUAAAGAGGAUAUUUUCAGACGGUUUCCCAAUCUUCAAGAGCUUUCAUUUGUUCUCAAGGAAUCAUGGGAUUAUUCAACAAAGCAAUAUUGGUUCCCAAAAUUGGAUCACCUAACCGAACUAAAACUCCUCGAUGUAGAAUUUCAAAGUUUAAUUUCAAAUGACUGUGGGCCCUCUGUAGCGACAAAUUGGUCGUGGGAUUUUCACUUGCCUUCCAAUUUGACAAAAUUGAUGUUGUGUGACUUUCGUGUGACAUCCAAUUCACUAUCAACAAUAGCGAGAUUGCCCAACCUUGAAGAAUUGUUCCUUAUUAGAACAAUCAUGCUGGGGAAAGAAUGGAACAUGGGGGAGGAAGACACCUUUGUGAAUCUCAAAUAUUUGGAUUUGGAAGAAGUGACUCUUGCUAAGUGGGAAUUUGGAGAGGAAUCCUUUCCCGUGCUUGAAAAAUUGGCACUGUGGGACUGUCAUAUGCUUGAGGAGAUUCCGCCUAGUUUCGGAGAUAUUUCUUCAUUGAAAAUCAUCCAACUUGUAGAGAGCCCUCAACUUGAAGAUUCCGUGCUGAAGAUUAAGGAAUAUGUUGAAGAGAUGACGGGAGAAGACAAGCUUCAGAUCAUUGGCCCGAAUAAUAUCCUGUUAUUCAAGAAGCUCUUAAGCACCACCAUUACAGGCCAGAAGAGAUCCUGAAAACAUUGAAAGGAAAGGAAGGAUAAGUUACUUUGGUUCAAUCAUAGAAAGAGGAAAGAAAAUGAAGGAGAGAAGGAGAAAACAAAAAACUCAACCCAUCGGUACUGAAGUCAUUGAGAAAUUCCAAUGCAACAAGAAGUGGGAUAUUCGCGUGCAAAGAGUUAGAAUUGUGAUGCAAACUGGUGGAAUCAACCAUCGAUAAGUAUUUGGUGUUGCGGGCUGCUGUAUUGAAGAUGUUUAAAUAGGUGUUUCUGUACAACAUUUGGCUUCACGUGCAAUAACAAGUGUUAUUAUAAAUCCUCUUGCCGAUUUAUUCAUCAUUGAUGGGAAUUGAUGAGUCCAGUUGGCGCAUUUAAGUCCAUUAAAUAUAGGAUUGAUGAGGUCAAGUUUGAACAGUCACCAGAUGGUGGUUCCAGCUCUAAGGUGUCAAGCUCUACUAGAAAGUAGUGGAAGCCUAUCUGCCCUUUGGUAUGAAAGCACAGUUUUUGUAACAAAUCAGCAGGACACAUCAGAGGCCCUUAAACGUAGCACAAGGGGUAAACAAUUGCCAAAGUAUUUGGACCACUAUGUGGUCCCAAACCCCAAAGGAGUAUCUCCUCUGCCAAGCCGUUAGAGAAUGGGACAAAUCCAGCCUAGAAUAGCAUAAAUAGACUAAGGCAUAUAGAGAAUGGUGUGAAUGAUCUUGCUUAUGUUUUUUGUUGCUUAGAGUGGUAGAUCUGGAACCUCCCUCUUUCUAGUUUGAACAGUCACUUAAUGGUGGUUCCAACUCUAAGGAGGCAAGUACUGGAUUUCAAGCUCAAUGUAGAAAGUAGUGGAAGCCUAUCUCCUUCAGAACCCUGAUGCAUAUGAGGAAGAUAUUGGUGUUGCGCGACUUUCCUCUGACAUGCGAUUCAUUAUCAAUAAUAGAAGAGACUGCCCAACCUUGAAUAGCUGUUCCUUGACAUGCUAUUCAUUAUCAUCCAAGCAGAAGAAUGGAACAUUGGGGAGGAAGACACCUUUGAGAUCUCAAUUCUUUUAAGCAUUCUGUGUGAAAAGUCUUUAGCACUCUUUGUACUUGUGUGUUUAAGUUCUCCACCUGUGACAUUGGCUUCUGUACAUGAAUCAUUCUUCUGUACAAACCACAAAAAUAGUAUUGACCUUAUUCUCCUUCAUUAACAUAAUUAAGUGCAUUUGAUGUUUAUGAAUUUUCAGCUGACAAUACAGACAAGUGUUGGGACGAAAAGUUUUAAAUCUCCAUUUUCUUCUGUCUAGUUUUGCAAGAUGAUUUACUGGACACCGACACAAAAAGGUGGUCAUAAUUAGACAUAUGUAAUGUAUUACAAUCAAAUUCUACUUGUACUUUCUUUUG